Molecule: messenger RNA, 1142 nt
Organism: Castor canadensis (American beaver)
Lineage: Eukaryota; Metazoa; Chordata; Mammalia; Rodentia; Castoridae
Gene: B3gnt6
Product: UDP-GlcNAc:betaGal beta-1,3-N-acetylglucosaminyltransferase 6
Biological process (GO): protein O-linked glycosylation; poly-N-acetyllactosamine biosynthetic process
Cellular component (GO): Golgi membrane
Molecular function (GO): UDP-glycosyltransferase activity; galactosyltransferase activity
Source: RefSeq, a predicted model, not a curated record
CAGAUGGCUUUUCCUCGCCGCAGGUCCCUUAACCCCAAGACUCUGCUCUUCUUCCUGGUGGGCGUGAGUUUCCUAGCUCUGCACCUGUGGCUUCUCGGCGCCCCGCGGCCGCCGCAGGAGGAGAAGCGGGACGGCCCCACCGCCGCCGCCUCGCAGACCCCGUCCCCGGCGCCGCAUCGGGGACCGCGGUGCGUGGCCAACGCCUCGGCGGACAGCACCGCGGACUUCCAGCAGCUGCCGGCGCGGAUCCAAGACUUCCUGCGGUACCGCCACUGCCGCCACUUCCCGCUGCUCUGGGACGCGCCCGCCAAGUGCUCGGACCGCCGCGAUGCCUUCCUGCUCUUGGCGGUGAAGUCGUCGCCGGCGCACUACGAGCGGCGCGAGCUCAUCCGGCGCACGUGGGGCCAGGAGCGCAGCUACGGCGGGCGGCCGGUGCGCCGCCUCUUCCUGCUGGGGACCCCGGCCGCCGAGGAGGCGGCGAUGGCGCCGCAGCUGGCCGAGCUGGUGGCGCUGGAGGCGCGCGAGCACGGCGACGUGCUGCAGUGGGCCUUCGCCGACACCUUCCUCAACCUCACGCUCAAGCACCUGCACCUGCUCGACUGGCUGGCGGUGCGCUGCCCGCGCGCCCGCUUCCUGCUCAGCUGCGACGACGACAUCUUCGUGCACACCGCCAACGUGCUGGGCUUCCUGGAGGCGCUGUCGCCCGAGCGCCACCUCUUCGUCGGGCAGCUCAUGGACGGCUCGGUGCCCAUCCGCGACAGCUGGAGCAAGUACUUCGUGCCGUCGCAGCUCUUCCCCGGGGAGGCCUACCCCGUGUACUGCAGCGGCGGCGGCUUCCUGCUGUCCCGCCACACGGCCCAGGCCCUGCGUGUCGCCGCGCGCCACACGCCGCUCUUCCCCAUCGACGAUGCCUACCUGGGCAUGUGUCUGCAGCGCGCCGGCCUGAGGCCCAGCGGCCACGAGGGCAUCCGGCCCUUCGGGGUGCAACUGCCCGGCGCCCAGCGGCCCUCCUUCGACCCCUGCGUGUACCGCAAGCUGCUGCUCGUGCACCGCUUCGCGCCCUACCAGAUGCUGCUCAUGUGGAAGGCGCUGCACGACCCGGCGCUGAGCUGUAGCCAGGGACACCGGGUCUCCUGAGGGCC